This is a messenger RNA of Drosophila simulans, 643 nucleotides long. RefSeq names its product E3 ubiquitin-protein ligase RFWD3. Gene Ontology annotation, molecular function: ubiquitin protein ligase activity. The record is from RefSeq and is a predicted model, not a curated record. The transcript has a single exon. Gene Ontology annotation, biological process: interstrand cross-link repair; protein ubiquitination. Bases 55 to 546 code for a protein of 163 amino acids. NCBI's taxonomy places the organism in Eukaryota, Metazoa, Arthropoda, Insecta, Diptera, Drosophilidae. Gene Ontology annotation, cellular component: nucleus.
UUGUUGCCUUUCCAAUUAGAAUUCCAGUCUAGAUGUCAAAGAUCAUUCAGAACAAUGUUACAUCUACCGAAAAUUGUCGACUUGCUGGCUGAGCUGCAAAAGCAGGAGAAGGAAAUUCAAGAGAUGAUUCUCGAGGAGAGCUUCGCCAGUCCAGAACAGCGACUAGUCCAACUGGAAUCGGUCACAUCACGGAUGCAUCAAUACCAUUCAAGGCGCGAGGAUAUUCUACUGAGUUUGGAGGAGGAGCUAGGCAAAUAUGAGUACUCCACGCGGGUGGUGAAGCGCGUUGCCCAGAUGCACAUCCAGUUGAAAUCGUCCAACAAGGCACUGGACUUCCUGUACAAAAUCAACAUCUGCUCCAUCUGCGAUUUGAAAUGUGAGUCGCACGGCAGGCAUUCCAUGGUGUCCCUGCGUUGUGGCCACCUCUUCGGGCGCCACUGCAUCAACAAUGUCCUGCGGGAGAGCUCGCGGUGCCCCACCUGCUCGCGGGCAGCUCGUCAGCACGAAGUCCGCAGGAUCUACGGCUUACACUUUUAUCCUAUUUAAGCUGCGUUGAAUUUUUUAACUCCUGUUGCUAUUAAUUCAGUUAUAUUUUUUUCUUAUGAAACAUGAAUCUUACGCAUCCUUAGUGACAAUAAAAUUU